Elephantulus edwardii (Cape elephant shrew) is the source of this 2037-nucleotide messenger RNA. It is a transcript of the gene DBF4, whose product is annotated as DBF4 homolog (S. cerevisiae). Gene Ontology annotation, molecular function: zinc ion binding; nucleic acid binding; protein serine/threonine kinase activator activity. NCBI's taxonomy places the organism in Eukaryota, Metazoa, Chordata, Mammalia, Macroscelidea, Macroscelididae. Gene Ontology annotation, cellular component: nucleus; Dbf4-dependent protein kinase complex. The transcript has 12 exons. The record is from RefSeq and is a predicted model, not a curated record. Bases 1 to 2037 code for a protein of 678 amino acids. Gene Ontology annotation, biological process: regulation of cell cycle phase transition; positive regulation of nuclear cell cycle DNA replication.
AUGUACUCUGGAGCUAUGAGGAUCCACGGAAAAGGGCAUUUCCAGGGAGGGAUCCAAGUCAAAAAUGAGAAAAACAGACCGUCUUUGAAAUCUCUGAAAACUGACAACAACAAAACAGAAAAAUCCAAAUAUAAGCCUCUUUGGGGAAAAGUAUUUUACCUGGAUUUACCUUCAGUCAUAGUAGCUGAAAAGCUGCAAAAAGACAUUAAGGAUCUAGGAGGGAGAGUUGAAGAAUUUCUCAGCAAAGACAUCACUUACCUUAUUUCAAAUAAAAAAGAAGCUAAAUUUGCACAAACCUUGGGUCGAAUUUCCCCUGUGCCAAGUCCAGAAUCAGCAUAUACUGCAGAAACUACUUCACCUCAUCCCAGCCAUGAUGGUAGCUCUUUUAAGCCUCCAGACCCAAUGUGUUUAAGCAGAGGAAAAUUAUUAGCUGAAAAAGCUAUCAAGGACCAUGAUUUUAUUCCUUCAAAUAGUAUAUUAUCAAAUGCCUUAUCAUGGGGAGUAAAAAUUUUUCAUAUUGAUGACAUUAGAUACUACAUUGAAAAAAAGAAAAAAGAAUUGUAUUUACUCAGGAAAACAAGCACUUCUGUUAAAGAUGUGGGGAAAAGAAUUUGUACUCAGAAAACAAGAAGUAGACUCAAAAAGCCUUUUGUAAAGGUGGAAGAUACAUGCCAAUUUUAUAGACCGUUUUAUCUUCAGUUGACCAGCAUGCCUUUCAUAAAUUAUUCUAUUCGGAAGCCCUAUAGUCCAUUUGAUAUGGAUAAACCAUCAAGCAUCCAAAAGCAAAGUCAGGUUAAACUGAGGAUCCAAACAGAUGGUGAUAAAUGUGAUGGAACCCAAGUUCAGCUCCAUUUGAAAGAGAAGAAGAAAAAAGGAUAUUGUGAGUGUUGCUUGCAAAAAUAUGAAGAUCUCGAAACUCAUCUUCUAUGUGAGCAACACAGAAACUUUGCACAGAGCAGCCAGUAUCAAGUUGUUGAUGAUAUUGUAUCCAAAUUAGUUUUUGACUUUGUGGAAUAUGAAAGGGAUAUACCUAAAAAGAAAAGAAUAAAAUACAGUGUUGGAACUCUUUCGCCUGUUGAAACAAGCAUACUUAAGAAGUCUAAAACUAAAGAACAGAUAGCAUUGCAAUAUAUUCUUCAGAAAGGCUUUGGGGGACAUAGUAAUAUACAGAAGGUCGAGAAGAAUUUCCUCUCUAAAGAAACCCAGCAGUCUGAACAAGAGUUUGUGUCUGUUUCAGAGCCUAUCCCUAGUCCUUCAAGUGAACCAAGAGGACUUCAAGAGGAAAAGACCAAGAAGUGUUCUAUAUUAAACACAGCUGAAAAUGUCAUUGAACUAGAUUUCAAACAGUUACCUUUGCAUAAAAGCAAGCAGGAAUGUACACUUGAUGUUUCGGAAAAGGAAUUACUCAUAAAUGAAUGUAAUUUGGAAGAACUGAAACUGAAGGUGAAGCACUGUCCAUGUAGACUACAGGCAUCCAUACAAGUUUCCAGUGUCACUAAGAAUGACAGUACAUCUCAACAGAAAGAACAGUCAAUAGCUGACCCUUUCCCAGCAAAGGAGCUAAAGGAAAAGGAUUCCGUGAGUGGUUAUGAUUGUGCUUUGAUAGCAACAAACAGUUCGCACGAGCACCUGACGACAAUUCAAGCAAAGACUUCAUCCCAUAACCUUCCUGAAGAAUCCAAUGACUGUAACCUCAAGAAUGUACAUAGUUUACCUCCUGGUAAAAUCCAUCAUAAUGUGAAAUUAUUAUUAGGAAGAAAUAAAAAAGAAAAUCUAGAGCCAAAUGUGGAAUUAGAUAAGAAAACAAUGGAGUUUACUACCCAAGAAGAAAACAGAAUUUGUAGUUCACCAGUACAGUCUUUACUGGAUUUAUUUCAGACUAGUGAAGAGAAAUCAGAAUUUAUGGGUUUCACCAGCUACCCUGAAAACAGUGGUGCGUACAAUGCUUUAGAUACCUGGAAAGAUGAAAAUUCAGCUAAUCUCUCGUCAGUGGUUUUGUUUUCUUCCCCUUCAAACUCUACAUUUACUGCGUUUUAG